AUGCCGCCCAUUCGCACCGCAAAGCAGAACAGCACUGCAACAAAGGGUGUUGACGCGUACUUCAAGAAGGUUUCUAAAGCCGAAGCCCAAGCUGAAGCAGUUGCAUACAAUGCCCCACAACCCGCCCCCGCUAUACCGAUACCAGCCCCGAAGCCAAAGGUUGCAAAAGUUAUGCGUCUGCUGCCGCCUGCAGGAAGAGGUGUAAAGGAUGCAUCUUUCAGAGAUUCUCGAUAUGAUUGGGAUGGCAAAUUCAACAAGCUAGUCGGUAUAGCGACUAAGAAAUUGGAAUUUCGCUCUUCCUUCAAGUUGACCGAUCAACACAUCGAGGACAUCCUGGCCAUGAGACCGAAGAUUUGCAGAGAUCUUACAGAGUUCAAAUUCGUGUACGGUGAUGUUAGCUACGACGCCAAUAACGGUGCCAAAGGUCUGACCGAUACCGCCGUCAUAAACUUAGCAAAACACUGUCCCAAGUUGAGGAAGAUUUACUUACCAGACACAACCAGUCUCAGCGGCGAAGCACUUCUCCGUCUCCUAGCGUCCUGCCCUGCCCUGACUUAUGUGGAGAUGACUGGAUCGAGAAUGACAGCAACACUAUUUGAAAUCUUCCAGCAGCAUCCGGAAUGGGUGCCUAAGCUCAAAACCCUACGUCUUACAGAUCCGCACCAGGACACCAAAUUCAUGAAAGCUAUGCGGGAGCUGGGAAGAGACAGGCCGAAUCUCAAAGUAGAGUUGGUGUCUACGAGCCAGGAAAAGAAUUGGGGUGACUGGGAUCUCAAGGUCUACCACACUACGUACAUGAACGGGAGGAAGGUGGGGACAUCGUAUUGA
Messenger RNA from Cucurbitaria berberidis CBS 394.84, 828 nucleotides. RefSeq lists its product as uncharacterized. The transcript is spliced from 4 exons. Lineage: Eukaryota; Fungi; Ascomycota; Dothideomycetes; Pleosporales; Cucurbitariaceae. The coding region runs from base 1 to 828 and encodes 275 amino acids. The record is from RefSeq and is a predicted model, not a curated record.